This is a messenger RNA of Bursaphelenchus xylophilus (pine wood nematode), 5792 nucleotides long. NCBI's taxonomy places the organism in Eukaryota, Metazoa, Nematoda, Chromadorea, Rhabditida, Aphelenchoididae. The record is from the annotation of a GenBank genome assembly.
AUGGGAGACGUGGAAGAACAGCCAGUAGGUGGACACGACUUGAACUUAAUUAUCCGCAAAUUUAGGUGGAGAACGGGGCUCAAGAGGACGUUCAAGAGGCCCAAGAGAAGACGGGUAAGCUGGAGUUUGAUGUUGAUUUAGAUAUCCUUAGGAUAUUCCGGUCAUUUAGGAGAAAAAUUUUAUUUUGAUUAAAGUCAUACAGGUUUCAGUGUCUUAGCAGAUUUUAAUUGAUUUUUUAACGGUUUAAACGAAAGUCAAGUCGGAUAUAACAAAGGCUGAGAUCACAGAUACAAUGAGGAAAUUUGGGGAAUAAACAAGUUUACCUUUAUUUGUUUUCGAUUGAAAUUUUAUAUCUUGAGGUUCCAAGAGGGUUCUAACUGUGGAAAAGUUAGUUUGGGACAAAGCGAAAAUUUGUUAUUUUCAAGGGCAUAAGUCAAGAUUAAAUUUGAGGUAAAAUACGAAUCCCAAAACCUGUCAUAUUAUGAUUUACAGAAGAAACGCUAUAAGUGACAUUGUUUUACAUAUAUAUGUAAAAAUGUAGAAAAUCUGAAGUGAGUAGCACAUCAAGCAUCAUGCUCUUGUUGAAACCUCAACUUCCGACACCCUACUUUUGGCCAGACUUUCCAAGUAAUUCCUUCAGAUUAUACCUCCAUUUUAUAGCCAAUUCAAGUUUUUAUGGGCUGCAAAAAGCUCAGUUCAAUGUAGCCUCUUGGUGUCAUCAUACUUUUAAACUCGGCGUAUGGCGUUUCGAAUUACAGAUAAACACUUGUUGAUGGGGGAUGUCAUCAGGUUCAUUUUUAUGAGGAAAUUUUGGAGGUUAUAUUGCAAAAAAAGUUUUGGGCUAAAUUUAGAAGCGACUUUUUGCGGGAAACUGGAUUUUUUUACCAAGUUCUUAUGUGUUGUGAGCUUUGGGGAUACUUAUUUAGGUUGCAAAAAAUCGAUAGUUAAUGAAAAAAUUGCUGGAAAUUCAGUGGAUUGUCUGUGUCUAUGGAUACUUUUUUUAGCUAAAAAAUCUUUCAGCGACGUCUGAAAUGACCUGUUUUUGCCAAAUUUCAUAGCCUAGAGGCCCAAACUUUGAUGAUUUUGCCUUUUUAAUGACGAUUUUUUCCCUUGUUAUAUCCACCGAUCACCGACUGACAAAUAAUGUCUAGCAAUUUUUGUUAAACAAGGCCUUUCGUUGACCUUUCGCGUACACAAUGUUCUAACGGUCCCAUUCUUCCAGACGACCCGGCUCAAGCGGUAAUUGAUGACGACCCGACCGAGAACCAAGCAAGUCGUUCCUGUUUUUGCAUUUUCUUCGCCUUUUUUUAAUCCGCCUACCCGACAUUUGUCGUCGGAACGGUCUCUUAACUUGUAUGUCAACGUUCUUCUCCUCUCCGAAGGCCGGGCACACCUGUUCCGACGCAUGCCAGAGGCGGUGUCUCCUCCGGUCCAUGCCCUCCGGGGCGCUUACUUUCGCUACUUCUUAUUUACUUUUUUUUCGUUUCUUCUUCUUCCUUUUGGCCCCCCACCGACGCAAUGCCCGGAUCAAGGGAACAGCCACUCACGGCGGACGUGUGGAAGAUCCCCCUCUCUGCCGCUGUGUAUCGCGUUAUGCCCUGACGGGGCCCCCGGCACUUGAGAUUAGCCAAAUUACGGAUCUUUGCUUUGUCUUUUCGUGUAGCUGUAUUGUUUUAGAGGAGGAUGGGGGGUUUGGCAACAUUCGGUAAUUGGAGAUGUGCAACAGUAAUAAGUGAAAUUUGCAAGGCCGGGAUGAUGAUAGAGUAGUUUUGGGUCAACUGUUGCCCUCGUAGCUCAUUUUUCGCGCAGUUCGAAGUAUUGGUCUAUUUUUAGAAUUUUCUAAUUUUGGAAUUAUUUGUUGCCCUCUUUGGAUUAUUCUUAAACUAUGGCGUCUACAAGCCUUGUAGUCAAAUUCCAAUCGGCUAUCGAAGCCAUUUUUUGCCGAGGUGACAUUUUAUACGCAAAAUCAAGUUAUUCCACUUUCUUCACUUCCCUAUGCAAGUUCUUCUCUCCAUUUCUUAUUUUAUUGUUGAUUUUUCUAUACCUUGAUUUCGGAUGCUCUCUCACUUUCCUACUUUAUUUUUCUCCUCAUAUAACGAGCUUCAAUUUUCCAGGUGCCAGAAAUCUCCGGCACCGAGAACAUUGACCCAAUGACCACCUCAAUGGACGGAAUCGAAGAGAUCCCGCAGACCGAGGAGGAGGAGAAGUUCGAGGAUGCUGAGGGCGAACCUCAGGAGCCUCAGGAGAACGGAGCCGCCGAGGGAGAAGAGAAAUUCGAGCUCCAGCCUCCGCCAGCCGGCAAACGCCCGCGCUCUCCCAAUGAGUUGGAUGUAGCUGACAAUGUCAGCGAUGCCGGAAGCGGCAGCCCUGCUGGAAGUGCUCCACAAACACCCAUUGGUAGGUUUGGGGGCCAAUUGCGGAUAGGCGUCAUUUUAACAAUCUUUUUUACACAUAGUUUUGAUUUAUGGUACUAGUCGUCUAUCAAUUAAAUUUAAUUUUUCUUCCAGGAUCCAACGUUGGCUCCACUUUGGGAGAAGAACUCCAAUCCGCUCAAGGCUCCGCUGCCGGCUCUGCCGCUAGCUCCGCCGCCGCAUCCGAAGCCGGCUCCGCCGCUGGAUCUGCCGCCGGCUCCGCUGCCGGCUCUGCUGCUCCAUCCGACGCUGGGUCCGCCCCGCAAUCUCCAGCUCCUGCCGAUGAGGAGGAAGGCGAGGAAGUUCCAGCUAGCCCAAGAAGCAGCGCUGUUGGAAGUCAGCUCGGAAGCCAAGCCGCCACCCCAGCUCCAGGCAGCCCAGCCCCCGAUUCGGCCGCUGGCAGUCAGCCUCAGAGCCCAGCUCCACCAAGUGCCGCUGGCGAUGAGGAGCCACCACAGACUCCUCGCAGCGGAGUGACUGGAAGCCAGGUCGGUUCUCAGCCCGUUACUCCAGCUCCAGGAAGCCAGGUUGGAAGUGUUCCUCAGACUCCAGUCUCUGCUGCUCCAACCACUCCAAGAGCUAGUGAGCCCGGAACUCCCAAAGCUAGUGAGCCCGCUACUCCUCGAUCAGCUGCUCCUGGAACUCCUAAAGUUGCGGUCAAUGGAUCAAUUCCCGGUACUCCUAAGUCGGCUGUUGCCGGAACUCCCAAAACCACCACGCCCGGCACGGCCAAGAGUGGAAAGAAAGGCGCCUUCGACUUUGAGAAUGUUGAAGCCAACGGUGAAGUGCCAAAGGAAGUUGCUUCUCCAACCAAGAGAGUUCCUCGUACUCCCCGAACUCCCAAGACUCCCAAGACCCCUAAGUCUGAGGCUCCAGCCGAAGAGCCCGCCGCUGAGCCUGAGCCCGCCGCUGAACCAGCCGCUGAACUCGUUGAAGUCCCAGUUGAAGCGUCUCCUCCCACUGAGGAGGCCGCUCCCGCUGAGGAAGCCGCUCCAGAGCCAGCCGCCGAAGAGGCUGCUCCGGCAGAAGAAGCCGCUCCAGCUGAAGAGGCUGCUCCUGAACCAGCUGCUGAAGUCGUCGACGUUCCAGUUGAAGCUGAUGAAGAACCAAAGGCUGAAGAGCCAGCUCCAGUGGAGGAGUCUGUUCCCGCACCAGAGUCAGCUGCUCCAGUUGAAUCUGCGCCAGUUCCAAAGGCUGACGAGCCUUCUUCGCCAGCGCCAGCCAGAAGAGAGCCCGCUCCAAGCGACUAUACUCCAUAUGAUCAGGUAAGGAGAGUCUCUCCAAUAUCAAACUGGUUGAUAAAUCAUCUUGAUUUUGCCACCUUUGUGUUUUCAGGACUCCCACAAAGAAACCGUUCCACCCAGACUCCCCACCGCCACUUCGUUCAACUCCUGGAACCCCGCCGAACGCGAGACCUACAAGCCGAUCAGCCCUUGGGUCAACAACCCCAACAAAUACUCCAACGAAUACACGUCCGGAGUGUCCAGCCGUCCCGCCAGCACCUACACCUCGAUCUUCGACGACCUCGUCAACACCGGUCCCUUUUCCAGCGCCCUCUACAGCACCUCUCGGCUGUUGGAGCGUUCUCGUUCACGCACUCGUGAACGUCGCAACGCUUUCCGCGCCCAACGCUCAGCCAGCCAGUAUGCCCGCUAUACGCAGAACUUGCCCGCCCCCCUUCGUACCCGCGAGUACAGCACUCCGAGAUCCACGAGCUUGACUCGUGCUCCAUCUCGCAGCGGGUCUUUCAUCUCGUUCCUGGAUUACAGUGGUGCCAAGCAGUACGAGUUGAGCCGAAAUCCCAGCCGUGGGUCGUUGUAUGAGUCGACUCAGGCUCUUAGUCGCUCGAAGUAAGUGGGUUAUAGAAGUGUUCUGAUAUCGUAAAUUGAGUAAAAGCAAGAUGCGUUUUGGCCGGUCAAUUUUAGCGGUAUAAACGGAUUUUUAGCUAGAAGAUUCUUUGAUAAAAUAUAAAAAUUUUGCUCAUUUUUGAUCCCUAUGAAAAUUAGCUUGCUCUGAACACCCUAGCGACAACUUCUACGGUCUUUCCCACCCAAUUUUCUCUCUCCCAAGCCAACUCUUAUCAAAAAAAAUUUCGACUUUUGUCACCCCCUCUCUUUCCUGUAAUCCGACCCGAUUUUUCAGCUCUCGCGGUAACAUUGAUCUGUAUCUGGGCGGUGGAAGACUCUCGCGAGUGGACAGCUUUGUUGCCAGUCUCAACCAUCCAUACGAGUACAACGUUCCCUCAACCUACGACGUGUACCGCUCCUCCUCGCGGAAUCAGCUCAGCAACUACGCCCCACUGCAAGGGUUCACGGUGAGUUUGCUGUAGUUUUAUGGUCGUACAUGGACUCACAAUCAUGUGUAGUACGUAGAAUUUACUGUGGCAGCCGAGAAUACAGAGAGAACUCUUGUAUUUUGUCAUCAUUAUAGAGAGGUUGUUUAAAUUUUGUCCGUUUUUCAAACAUUUUUUUCGAAUUUUUCCUUUUUUUUGACGUGUAUAUGUCCGUUUGACCAGCACCUUGCAGAGUGACAAACAGAACACAUUUAUGGCCUGGGAAGAGGCUAGCCGUCUACGGAGGAGCGCCUUUUAUAAUGAGCCAAACCAAUACCAAGCUGGCUUCAAGGUGAGGAUCGGCUAGCUUCUCUUCGCUUUCAUUGCACUUUGUCCAAGUUUUAGUGACAUAAUGGUCAUUGUUUCAUGUUGUAAUCCUAGUCAGAUGUUAACCUGUGGGUGACACUUUCUGAAAACGGAAAUUAGCUUGGUUAUUUUUUGGUUUUUCAAGUGGAAAAGUGGUCUCUGAAAUUUCUAAAACAUUUUGGGGACCUUUAAAUUUUUGGCCAUAACUUUUUUCUAUCUAAAGCGAUAGCUAAAAAACUUGAGACAAGCAAUCUCCUAGAAGACCUUUGCAAAAUAUUUUUGACGGUUUUUGCUUAUGCCCUUAGGUCAUCAGAUAUUGCCAAUUAAAGUUUAAGCUUGACUUUUGCCAAAAAAUUGGAUAAAAAACACAUUGAUCUUAUUGUCAUUGUUACUGUCGUAUUUUACCAUAAGUCAUCCGUUAGUUUUUGUUAUUGUCGAUUUCCAUCUGCUGUUCCACCGGCUUCCUUUCACUUUUUUCGCUUACCACUGGUUUCAGACCCAGAUCGGCGACCUGCAGCGCAGUCUGUCGCGGGAGCGCUUCGAGAAGGAUCGGGUAAGUCUCGCGCCGGGCCGCCAUAACCCACCGCUUAAUUCAGCUGAAAAACCAAUACACGCAAGUGGCGUACAAGCUGGACCAGGCCGUCCGCCAGCUGGACCUGUUGCGUUCGAACAGCUACGCGGAGGUCCGCACGGGCUCGGUGCCGCGGACCUCCGUCUUCUCGCACUUUUACCCGUACUAUUAA